GCGUGUCUGGUGAAAAUGGCAGCCAAAAAAGAGACCUCACAUGGAAAUACGUUGGAUACCCCGGUCAGACUCGUCCAGAUCGAGGGCCUGGUGGUGAUGAAGAUCAUAAAACAUUAUCAGGAAGAAGGCCAGGGCAGUGAGGUGGUACAGGGUGUGUUACUGGGCCUAGUGGUGGACGACAGGCUGGAAAUCACAAACUGCUUCCCCUUCCCCCAGCACACGGAGGACGACGCUGACUUUGAUGAAGUUCAGUAUCAGAUGGAGAUGAUGAGGAGUCUACGACAUGUCAACAUUGACCAUUUGCAUGUCGGCUGGUACCAGUCCACUUUCUACGGCUCCUUUGUGAGCAGGGCCCUGUUGGACUCCCAGUUCAGUUACCAGCACGCCAUCGAGGAGUCUGUGGUGCUCAUCUACGAUCCCAUUAAGACUGCGCAGGGAUCGCUCUCACUGAAGGCCUACAGACUGACACCCAAACUGAUGGAACUCUGCAAGGACAAGGACUUCUCAGCUGAGGGGCUGAAGAAAGCCAGUGUAGGUCAUGAGAGUAUGUUUGAGGAGGUUCCUAUCGUCAUCAGGAACUCCCACCUCAUCAACGUCCUGCUGUGGGAACUGGAGGACAAGUCGGCCGUCGCCGACAAACACGAGCUCAUGAGCCUCUCCAGCAGUUCUCACCUGGAGAAGAGUCUGCAGAUGCUCAUGGACAGAGUGGACGACAUGAGCCAGGACAUCGUCAAAUACAUCAACUUCAGCCGCACUCUCAGCAAGCAGCAGCAGCAGAAACACCAGUACACGCAGCGUCGCCAGCAGGAGAACGCUCAGCGGCAGAGUCGAGGGGAGCCCCCGCUCCCGGAGGAGGACCUCACCAAACUGUUUAAGCCUCCCCAGCAACCUCCUCGCAUGGAUACGCUCCUCGUGGCAGGUCAAAUCAACACCUACUGCCAGACUGUGAAAGAGUUUACCUCCCAGAACCUGGGAAAACUCUUCAUGGCUGAGGCUCUUCAAGUCAACAGCAGCUAGAGAAACUGGCGGCGUGGUUAUAACGUGAUGUCUGACAUUUUGUGCCAUUGAUAGAUCGAAGAACGAUGAAGUUAUACUUCAGCUGAGUAUAUUAUAGCUGAGGUUCCAUUGUCCAUUCCAUUCUUUUGAGAUUCCAAAAUGUCUUUGGCAUUCCUGAUGCCUGUGUCACUGCUGACCUAGCCACGUAUGUUUAUAUCAUGCGCCUUACACAUAGUUAUGUAAUUUUUUUGUCAGAAAUAUACAAACUGGUGGUACCACUCACAGGUUGCAAUGUGGCGGUUUCAUUUUGACACACAAGAAUGCGGAAGAUCAAAGAUGCAAUGGACAGUGUGGGAAUGAGCUUCAUUUUAAACAAGCAGAAUAUGUCACAUGUCAAGCCUUUUGGUAAGAGCUGUUGGUAAUUUCAUAAUAAAUUGGAUCUCCCCUG
Molecule: messenger RNA, 1444 nt
Organism: Chanos chanos (milkfish)
Lineage: Eukaryota; Metazoa; Chordata; Actinopteri; Gonorynchiformes; Chanidae
Gene: eif3hb
Product: eukaryotic translation initiation factor 3, subunit H, b
Exons: 8
Coding region: 16-1017 (333 amino acids)
Cellular component (GO): cytoplasm; eukaryotic translation initiation factor 3 complex
Molecular function (GO): translation initiation factor activity; metallopeptidase activity; protein binding
Source: RefSeq, a predicted model, not a curated record